AUGGCUAGAAGUAGAUCACGAUCACGCUCCAAGAGCAAAUCAAGAAAAGGUUCGCGAGGAAGGAGUCGUUCCCGAAGUCGUUCAAAUAGAAGGUCUUUAAGCCGUAGACCUAAAUCCACUAAACGUGUUGGACGUAGAGUAAAUCGCAGAAAAUCCUAUAAAGCUCGAUCAACCUCACGUUAA
Cotesia congregata is the source of this 183-nucleotide messenger RNA. Lineage: Eukaryota; Metazoa; Arthropoda; Insecta; Hymenoptera; Braconidae. The record is from the annotation of a GenBank genome assembly.